Messenger RNA from Colletes gigas, 1684 nucleotides. Its product is annotated as serine protease 53-like. NCBI's taxonomy places the organism in Eukaryota, Metazoa, Arthropoda, Insecta, Hymenoptera, Colletidae. Gene Ontology annotation, molecular function: serine-type endopeptidase activity. The transcript has 12 exons. Gene Ontology annotation, biological process: proteolysis. The coding region runs from base 113 to 1669 and encodes 518 amino acids. The record is from RefSeq and is a predicted model, not a curated record.
AGGAUUUCGCGCUGAAUCAGAAGAACAAGCUUUCCAUAUAAAAGCCGGGAAGAAACGUACAGAAAGAGUACAACUUAGAGAUCAAUUGGAAGUGGAACAUUUCUGUGACAAUAUGUAUUGCGCACUUGUAUUGUGCGCCCUCCUCGUUGGCUGUUUAGCCAACGAGAUGCCGGACAACCAGGACAUCCAGAUCGGUCAGCAUCUGCUCCUUGACUCGAGAAUUGUAGGCGGCAGCCCCGUUGACAUAAAUCAACAUCCGUAUCAACUAAGCCUACAAACUAGUGGACAUAUUUGCGGUGGCUCGAUCAUCAGCAGUAAAUGGGCCGUCACAGCCGCCCAUUGCGUAGGAAUGAGCGCCGACCGAUACAGCAUCCGUGUUGGUAGCAGCAACAAAGACCAAGGUACUCGUUACACGAUAAAGAGGAUCAUCCGACACCCCGAGUACAACUCAAGGACUGUCGACUUUGAUGUCGCGCUUUUGGAGAUCAAUGGCGAAAUCAAAUUCAACGGCAAUGUGAAAGCAGUGAAGUUGGCUACGACGGAACCUUCUUCCGGAAGCUUGGUUGACGUCACCGGUUGGGGAGCACUCAAGGAGGGCGGAAGUGUUUCAACCCAAUUGAUGAAAGUGUCGAUCCCCAUCGUGGACAGAAAUCAAUGUCAGACCGCUUACGGAACCAAAAACAGCAUCACUAGCAGAAUGAUCUGCGCCGGUUACACCGCCGGUGGAAAAGACUCUUGCCAAGGAGACUCCGGUGGUCCUCUGACGUCCAAAGGAACCCUCUACGGUAUUGUGUCAUGGGGUUACGGAUGUGCCCAACCCAAAUACCCAGGUGUUUACUCGAACGUGGCUAACCUCAGCUCCUGGAUCAAACAGAACAGUGGAGUAGUCGAUCGUUAUUCCCUGUCAAUUCACGUUGAAAUGUCUGAGAAAAUACUGUUCCUGCUCUGCAUUUUUCUCGAGAACGUUCUUGCGUCGGAAAAUACCAAGUACGUGAACAUCACGGAAUAUCCGUACCAUGUAUCCAUCGAGAAAUACGGAACGCACGUAUGCAGUGGAGCGCUGGUGCACGAAUCGUGGGCCAUAACCGUGGCAUCUUGCGUUUUUGGUGCCGACCUGUCGACGGUGUCGGUGCGCGUCCGCUCCGACACUCUUUCCAGCGGCGGAGACGAAUUGGAAGUGAGCAAUAUCGUUGUGCACGAGGAUUUUGACAAAUAUGUCCUGCUGAACGACAUCGCGCUAAUAAAGUUUAAGCUUCCCGAGCAAUUUGGUGAAAAAUUGCUACCGAUUGGAAUACCGGAAAAAGAGGAUUACAAACUCGCUGAUGGAACGACGUGCUUCGUGACAGGCUGGAAGCAUAACCUGGGUGGCCAGGCCGAAUCUCAGAUCACGGCGAUGGCUGUACCGAUCGUGAACCAGGAUAUCUGCAGCUCUACGAUGCCUUGCUACGAGCCGGUGCUCCAGAAAAUGCUUUGUGCCGGUAACAUGACCCUCGGGGUGGAGACGUGUCAGGGUGAUCCAGGUGCUCCGCUGAUGGAAGCCCAGACGCUGAUUGGUGUUCUAUCCUAUGGAUUAGGGUGUAAAACUAUGAUACAUCCGGGCGUAUACACUCGUGUCAGCAGUUACCUACCAUGGAUCUCGGCAAAUUCCGAUAUCCUCUAUACUAUAUGAGAUGAUAUUCGCGAA